Messenger RNA from Arthroderma uncinatum, 789 nucleotides. RefSeq lists its product as uncharacterized. The transcript has 3 exons. The coding region runs from base 1 to 789 and encodes 262 amino acids. The record is from RefSeq and is a predicted model, not a curated record. Lineage: Eukaryota; Fungi; Ascomycota; Eurotiomycetes; Onygenales; Arthrodermataceae.
AUGUCUGAACAUCAGCAUCAUCACCACCACCACCACGGCCAUGACCACGGCCACAGCCACGACCAUAGCCAUAACCAUACCCAGAUCAACGGGGAGUACUGGAGUUCCGCCGCAGCCACUACAUUCGAUCAAGACUGGGUGGUUGCUUGUCAAAGGCAGACCCUCGAGCACCUAAGGGAGAACUUGUCCUGGUUUGGUGUGAGAGAGGGCUCCUCAAAGGAUGACCAACCUGAGCGGAAAAUGAUGGACUAUGCUUGUGGUGAAGGAUAUAUCUCACGAUUCUUCACGACUUAUUUCUCCAAAUGUAUUGGAGUCGACGUCGCUCCCGGCAUGGUUGAGAGAUUCAACCAAACAGCUCGCAAGGAGGGAUUCCCAGAAACUCAGCUGUACGCUGUUGAAGGCAACCUGACAGAAUCAGAGGUAUCUCCAUCCCUUGCAAAGGAGGAGUUCUUCAACUUCGACCUCAUCAUCAUUGCCAUGGCGUUGCAUCACGUUGCAGACCCGCAGGCGCUGGUCAACCGGCUCGUCGAGCGCCUCAGCCCAGGUGGCGCUGUUGUCGUCGUUGACUGGGAGAAGGAAGAUGAUAACAGCACCUUUAACCCAGGGAAGCUUGACCAUCCUGCCGCCCGUACGGUGGCGCACGUUGGGUUCAACAAGCAGGAGAUGAACGAUAUGUUCAGCAAGGCCGGAUGCAAGGACAGUGAUUAUACGCUGAUGAAGGAGCAGCUAGUCGUUCCAUCGGCCUGGGGUGAUAAGAAGACUCUCUUCUUUGCAAGGGGAAGGAAAUGA